GUGUGUGUGCGGGGCGUUCCUGAGCUGUAUGUUUGCCGAGAGGAUGCUUUUAUUUUGAAAAGAGAAGGUGUGGAUGUUAGUGCUUCAGCUCAGCUGAGCUCCUCAGUUCAGGCGCUUGAAAGACUUCCAGCGGCAGCAAACAGGUGGUGUCUCCAUACAGACUUCGUUAUUUAACAAAAGAAGCAGGAACCAAGGGUUAAUUACGUCCCAAUAUGGUAAGGAAGUGAGGUCAUUGCUGGGAUAUACUUUCAUCUUCCUUGCAUCUUUCCAUCUCAACGAAGCUCAGAGGGGAAAACAGGCAGCCCGACAAUUUACGCUGUAAUAACCACAGGUAGGAUGAGAGUCCCUGUGUUCUACGCAGUGGUGCUAGCAUUCGUCUGUCACAGCGACAGCAUGGAAAUACAACCCUCUCUGUAUGGAUCUACAAGGCCUCAGGAAGCCAUCUUGAAUCCGAGUGACUGUUUGUCCAGAACCAAGCAGCAGCAGGUCUUAACAAACCCUAACAACUUCUCUGUGGAUAUAAGGAUGCCUGGUGUUAUCCCUACUGGGUCGGACACUUACCUUUGCAUGGAAUAUCCUGUUCCUACUAGUCGAGAUGCAUAUAUUGUGGACUUCAUACCGCAUGCCAGUAUGGAUACAGUUCAUCACAUGCUGUUGUUUGGCUGCAAGACCCCUGUGUCCACCAGAAGCUUCUGGGACUGUGGCAGUGUACAAGGCACUUGUGAGGAUGAAGCCUCCAUUAUGUAUGCCUGGGCUCGAAAUGCACCCCCUACCAAAUUACCCAAAGAUGUUGGCUUUAAAGUUGGAGGAAACUCAGGAAUGUCCUACUUUGUGCUGCAGAUUCAUUAUGGAGAUGUUAGUGCUUUCAGAGACCAUCAUAGAGAUUGCUCAGGACUUACCUUAAGAAUGACAUUGAAACCGCAGCCAUUCAUUGCUGGCAUAUACCUGCUCAUGUCAGUGGACACAGUCAUUCUCCCAGGAAAAAGAGUUACAAAUGCUGACAUUGCCUGUGAUUACACUUCAUAUCCCAUCUAUCCAUUUGCCUUCAGGACCCACACACACCGCCUUGGUAAAGUAGUCAGUGGCUACAGAAUUCGUGAUGGGAAGUGGAGCCUGAUUGGGAGGCAGUCCCCUCAGCUACCACAGGCUUUCUACCCUGCCAACAAAGAAGUGGAUGUGAAGUAUGGUGACACCAUUGCAGCCAGAUGUAUGUUUACUGGUGAGGGCAGAACCUCCAAAACUUACAUUGGGGGUACCUCUGAUGAUGAAAUGUGCAACUUCUACAUAAUGUAUUACAUGGACAGCAAACAUGCUAUCCCCUUCCUGAACUGCAUGGAGACUGGCUCCAAAGAGCUGUUUGAACAUAUUCCAGCUGAAGCAAAUGUACCCAUCACUGGCGCUACUGGUCAUAUGAACUCUAUGAUGCACAUGGGCCACUCUACAGAUAAUCAAGAUAGCAGAUUGCUGUUGGAUGCAAAAAAAGCAGAAAAGAUGCUGGAUCCAGGUGACCUCUAUUCUCUUGUGUCAAAACUGCUAGGCCAGAGUAAGGAUGUAGUUCACAUUCAUAGGUACAACCCCAGCAAGUUGCAGAGAGCCCAGGCUGACUUGGUGGCUCAAAUUGAUAGCUUAAUGCAAAAGACAGACCUGGGCUCCCCCAGUACUACACUAGCCUUCCAAACCAGGGAGGAUCCUGUCUUGGUGAGGGACAGAGUUCACAGAUUCCAUCAGCUUGAGGCCACGACCAAGCUACCAAGAAGCAAGCUGCUAGCUGAAGGACAAGACUUCCAUUUGGAGCAAGACUCAGCAUGGCCACAGGGUUCUCUCCAGCUGGGUCAAGUGUCAGGUCUUGCCCUAGACUCGGACUCUAACUUGGUAAUUUUCCAUAGAGGUGACCACCAAUGGGGGGCAGACUCUUUUAACAGCCUGGCUAGGUACCAGCAGAGAUCCCUAGGGCCAAUUCAGCAAUCUACUAUUUUGGUUGUGGAACCAGCGAAAGGAAACAUCUUGAAGGCCUCUGGCAGAAACAUGUUUUAUUUGCCUCAUGGAAUAACUACAGACAAGGAGAACAAUUAUUGGGUGACUGAUGUGGCUCUUCAUCAGGUGUUGAAAGUAAGCAGUGAUGGCAGAGACAGAAUCUUGUUGGCCCUGGGAGAGGCCUUCACACCAGGAAGUGACAGCAACCACUUUUGCAAGCCCACCGAUGUGGCUGUUGACACUGAAACUGGGAACAUCUUUGUGUCUGAUGGCUACUGCAAUUCCAGGAUACUGAAGUUCUCUGCUGAUGGCAAAUACUUGUCUGAGUGGGGUGCAGGCUCAUCGGACAGGAGAAGACGCAUACCGUUCCAGAUCCCCCACAGCCUGGUGUUCCUUCCUGACAGAAAGGAAAUUUGUGUGGCUGACAGGGAGAAUGGCCGUAUCCAGUGUUUCAUAGCUGAAACUGCAGAAUUUGUCAAGGAAAUUAAGAAAGACGAGUUCGGAGGAGAGGUGUUUGCCAUCACCUACAGCACUGCUGGGGGUGGCUUAAUCUUUGCAGUAAAUGGGGAAUCUCCGUUUCGCUCAGCUCCACUUAAAGGUUUCGUAAUAAAUUAUUCGACCAAGGACAUUUUGGAUACUUUCAGCCCAAACAAAAAGGACUUUAAAAUGCCUCAUGACAUAGUUGAAACCAGGGAUGGCAGCGUUUUUGUCGGGGAUGCAGGCAGCAAAGCGGUCUUCAAGUUCACCACUCAGAAGUUGCAUCGCUCUGUCAAGAAAGCUGGGAUCAAGGUUGAAGAACUUGAAGAAAUGGAGGCAUUUGUCCGAACCAAUGUGAGGCCAGAUCGCAACAUGUCGAAGACAGCAGCAGUUAAAGAGAUGCAAUCUGUGUCUCACCAAACUCAAUCAGAAGCAACGGCAAAAGAAGAGAAAAAGAGUGCAGCAAAGCCAAACACAGCGGACAGUGUACUACCAGCCAUCAUCACCACCCUGCUGCUCAUCCCUCUGCUGGUUGUCAUCUCCAUAGGACUCUUCAUUUGCUGGAGGAAAAAUAACCGAUGUGAGGUGAAAACUGAACCCAGCACUAGGGUAGGGAUCUUGGGAAAAAUUAGAGGUAAAGCAGUGGGCAGUCUGAACCUGGGGAACUUCUUUGCAUCCCAUAAGGGUUACAGUCGUCAAGGCUUUGAUCAGCUGAGUACCGAAGGCAGUGACCAAGAGAGAAACGAUGACGACAGCAGCGACUCUGAGAAUGAGGAAUACUCUGCUCUGCCACCGCCGCAGUCAUCCUCUUAGACGCUGUGGGGUCAACUGCUAUCUUCCUGCUUUCAUUGCUGAGAUGUGGUUAUUCAUCAUUUGUGUAAAUGUUGUAUCAGCGGCCAGUCUUACUGUUUAUAUAUUUAAAUAUGUUGUUGUAUAUAAAAAAAAUUAUUUGGAAUAAUUUAGGUAAUUUAUUUUAUCCUAAUUUAUUUUUACCCCUGGUCUUGAUGAAGCCUUGGUGACACGCUUCACCCAAGUCACUAUUUGUUUUCCUAAAAUCAAACUUUCUUUCCUAAAAUUUAUAUUAGUACAGUCCACAGUACAAGUGUGGGUCAUUCAUUUCAAUUUUUAGAACAGUUGUGGCUCAAUCAUCUCUGAUUUGCCUGGAAAAAAAGACAUUUUACAUUACAUUUUCACUGUUACUUCUCAUGCCACCGAUUUAUGAUCUUCAAUGUUGGAUAAGUGCAUUCAUGAGCAAAAGCUUACAGAAAUUUUUAAAGACUGUAUAUCAUGGCAGCCUUGACUUUCCAAUAACUCAUACAACUCUUGAGUUUUUUAUAAUGAAAUCAUUGAAACGCAUGCAUCUUUGUCAAAACAAAAAACAAUUUGCGUAUUUUGGUUCUCUCAUGGAUUUAUAUACAUACAACAUCUUGAAUUAUCUGCUUUGAUGAUGUAGGAAGCGGUGUAAAUCAAAUCUUCUUAGGACCAUGGCCUCCUCACUGUUUGUGAGUGAUUAUGACUGACUACAACUGCUGACAUCUCUGAGCCAGUUCGAUUAGGGCUCAUUUGAUACACUCAUUAGACUACAGUGGAAAAGUGUGAGGAGCUCAACAAAAAGCAAAAGCCCACUAACAGGUGCCAUGAUAAAAAGAUAAUCAGUGUUAUUCACUUGGUGUACACGGUCUUUACAAGCGUAUGUCACAUCUGUGCUUAUCCAACCAAAAAUGAUAGUGAAAUUUCAAUUGUGUGUAACUUUUGCUCACACCUAUAGCUCAAAUAAUGCUGAUUAUGUAGAAAGUUGAAAUAAUUUUAGAAAGUUAAUGCCCUUAUUAAAAGUCGCAUGUUUGAGCCUACAUUAACAAAAAUAUUAACAAUACAGAAAUCAGCAAGUGAUUUUUUUCUAACCCAUAUGUAGUUGUGUGUCAAAAUACAAAACAAAACUUUUAGAAUAAUUUUUAAUAUGAAAUACUUGAUCAUAAAAUGUUAUUUUUUAAAGUGAUUUUUGUUUAAGUUUCGUAGCUGCACGUAUGACAAGUUGAACCACAAAAACAAAAGUAUUGCUAGAUUACCUCAUCCAAGUACAACAGUUCUGGAGUUUCAAAAUGGUUUUCCGAAUAUGCCUUGAAAAAUUUUUUUUUUUCAUUUUAUGGGCAUAUUUUUCAUUUUCAGACUUCAUUUUGUAGGCUGGAAAAACAAAGUAUCUGUUAUACUUAUUGAAUUCGUGUGCCUAUUGGAAGAGAUGCUUGAGAGUAGAUUCUUAAGCAGUAUAAAUAUGCAUGUAGGAAUACUUUAACUUUCUACACGUAGUCCAGAUUGUGUCUUGGUUCUGAAGGCCAAGUUUAUUCCCAAUGGGACACAAAGCAAGAUCAGCAAGUUUCCACAGUGAUCAUAAGAAUAAAUGCGAUUUUCAAUAUGAAAUAAUUGGUCAUAAAAAUUAGAAAAGGGAUUUUGUUUGUUGGACUUUCAUAGCUGAUUGAGUGAAUUAUACCACAAAAACAAGUAUUUUUGCUUGAUAGCCUAAACGGAAUAGACCAGAGUUCUGGAGUUUCAAAAAUGGUUCUCCAAAUAUAACAAGCAAAAAUUUUAUUUUUAAUAGGUGAGGUAUCAGUUCACUGUGUUUCUCCAACCCCCAAAAUGGGUGUUUGAGAACGAUUUUGAAAUUCCAUAGCACUGUUUUUCUGUUCAAGGCUAACUAUGAAUAUUUUUGUUUUUGUAGUACAACCUGUUACACCUCUCCAAUCUGAAAAAAAAUAAAAAAUUCAACAAAAAUCUUUUUUUUUCUUCAUUUUUGUAAUCAAGUAGUUCAUAAUUAAUAUUGUAUUAUUGUCACAAGCAACUACAUAUGGUUCAAUAAAUAUCACUAGCUGACCUCUGCAUUAUAAUUUUGUUUGGUAAUGUGUACUCUAAGAUGUCACUUUUCGUGAUGACCGAUUUUUUUUUUUCCAAAAUUGUUCCUAAUCUGAUGUUUUUUUUUAUGUCCAGCAUUUAAUUUCUAAAUCAAUGGCAUGAUUGGUGGGGGAAACAGAAAAGCAUUUCAGGCUUUAAUCUUUAAUAGUUCUUGAGAUUUUGGCAUCCAAACAGCCUCAAAUUGAAUUUGCAAUAGAAUAUGCUAAAAGCUGAUUGAUGGGCAGUUUAUAAAUCAUUUUCAUCUCUGAAAGUAUUUGAUAUAUCAAUCUAAAAUGUCACAGAUACAAAUUUAAAUAUUCAUAAUUUAUGAAAAAUGGAAAGCAAAUUAUAGAUGUUUGAGCAGAAGGUCCCCAAUGAUUGAAAAUAGAAUGACCCAUUUUUGUUCAAUAGAAUGUCAGAGUUAGCCUUAAAACAACAAAACAAAUCUGAUGAUUUGUUUUUAUUUUAACUGAGAAAAUAAGCUUAAAUUUACUGAAUGACUUUUAUAAAUAAGUAAUUUCCUUACAGGCUCUGUAUGACCAAGACAUUUAGCACAGUGACAGCUUGCAGUGUAUUUUCCUGUGAUUGGUUUUGCCCAAGAUGCAAACAGAUGUUAUAACAAAGAGAAAUUUUGGUAUUUCAGAAGCAGUUGGAUUUCUCAUGUUGAGCUGAGAACAGACACCUCAGAACCAUCUUUAAUCUGCUCUAAAUUUGUUGUUUUUAAUAUGACAAAUUAAGUACUUGGAAAAGAUUAUUUAUUUGAGCACACUGAUAGUUUGAUGCAUGAAUUAAUAUAAGUGAUUCUGACUACCCAAAACUGAUUUUUAUGCCUCCUUCCCAGUCACAGCAGUGGCUAGAAGCAUGAUAUUUUUAGAUGGUAUAUCCAUCCCAUUCUCUGGAACAUGAUAUCUCAGGAAUGCCAUAAGGAAAUUUCUUCUAGAGAAUAAACAGAUUUUUAUUUUGGAGGUCAGAGAUUGAAGGUCACUGUGACUUCUCAAAACAUGUUUUGUGCCAUAUCUCAAUAAUUUGUACACUAAUUUUGACAGCCUUUCACACAAAUAGGAUACUGGAUAAAAUGAUGAAGUGGUGUCAUUUAACGUUCAAAAGGUCAAAAGUAAACUUGAUAAAGUUUCACAAAAACAAAAAACAUUAUUCAGCGCCUUAACUCAUAAACUGAAGAGGAGACUGUGACCAUAUUUCACACUUUGGUGGAUACUGAAUUGGUGAUGCUAAUCACGGAUGCUACAUUUUAGGAAUUGUAGGUUCUGUAAGUUUGUUAUUAAAUCAUAGUCAAAUGGCAAGUCAGUGUGAGAGAAGGUACCAAAACGACCAGGCAUUCCUGCUCAGCUCAGAUUUUACAUUGCAAAGAUGUCACAAAAUAUAAAUCACUUUUCUUUAUUCUGGAAAAAUUCUACAAAAAUAGAACUGCUGACCUUGUGAUGUAAUUAAUCUUGUCAAAAGUUUUAACUGUAGCAUAAGCACUGACACUUUUGCUGGUCUUUAUGCUUGCUCCCUCAAAUUUGGGCGCUUAGGAAAAUGCAUGAAAUUGCUGUCCCCAUGUUAGUGCUUGACCAUUUAUUUUGCUGUUUUUAUUUGAUGAAGAAGUACUGGAAUUAAACAUAGUGUCAGUUUUGCAACAUUUCAUCAUCUGAAUAAGAAAUCAUUUUAGCAGGAUUCAGUGUCAAUAUUUCGCAAUAUUAUUAAAAAUGAAUAGUCUCACAGCACUGAUACUGUAUAUAUAAUGUAGUUUUCUUGGCGUAUAACAGAACUUCUGGUCUCUUCCGUGUAACAAUUCAUAGUUUUAUUUGAACAUAACUAUUUAUGUUUCAAUUCCGUGACAUUUCACUUGUAAUUCUGUGCCUUUUUUACAUCUGUAUUUUGCCUUUCUUUGUCACCUGCCAUACAACAUGUACCAAGGGAUGAAAACAGCUGCUGCUAGAAGAUCUUGAACUAUACAGACAUUCCUUGCCUUCAACUGAACAGAACAUUGUUAUUAUAUAGACAUAUAUGUGUGUGUGUGUUCGUGCGUGCGUGCGUGCGUGCGUGCGUGCGUGCGUGCGUGCGUGUGCAUGAAUUAUUGUGCAGCAGGCAAGUCUGAAGCAUUGUAGCUGUUACACCAAAGUCAUUAACACAGGCUGGUACACAGACCACAAAGAAACAGUGUGAACUAAAAAAACUACCUAAUAAUACAUGUGUGGAAUGAAUACAAAACUGAGAAUAUUUUAGGCGAAUUUAGACACACAGCACAGUGAAAUAUGGUGUCAACGAUUAAAUGCAUGAAUAGUCCAAAUAAUAUUGCAGUUAUUAAUGUGCAUGAAAAAGCUAAUUCACAGAAAACACCUCAUACAAUACACACACAGAAUAACCACAAAGAUAGUGGGAUGAGGACAGUGUUGUUUGUGCUUUCAGACUAUUCAGUCCUGAUUCAGAUUUCAUUUCCCAUUUUAAAACUUUAUUCCAUAUUUCCGGACCUUGAAUAUAUAUAUCAGUAUGUUUUCUGUUUCUGUCCAUAUCCUCUGUUCAUCAUGUGUGAAUGAUUGAUUUCCUUAACGGCAUGAAAUACAUUUCUGAUGUUAUAUUCACAUGUGGGCUAUCUGAUAUUUGCUGUGAUACACUGGUUUUGCUGCAAGAGUACUAUUUUCAGUAACUAUAUUAUUUGUGUAAUAAAGUGUCUGCAAAGCA
Messenger RNA from Acanthochromis polyacanthus (spiny chromis), 8016 nucleotides. It is a transcript of the gene pam, whose product is annotated as peptidylglycine alpha-amidating monooxygenase. The record is from RefSeq and is a predicted model, not a curated record. NCBI's taxonomy places the organism in Eukaryota, Metazoa, Chordata, Actinopteri, Pomacentridae. Gene Ontology annotation, molecular function: copper ion binding; peptidylglycine monooxygenase activity; protein binding. Gene Ontology annotation, cellular component: extracellular region; membrane. The transcript has 27 exons. Bases 337 to 3264 code for a protein of 975 amino acids. Gene Ontology annotation, biological process: peptide metabolic process.